This is a messenger RNA of Megalopta genalis, 1758 nucleotides long. RefSeq names its product elongation factor Tu. NCBI's taxonomy places the organism in Eukaryota, Metazoa, Arthropoda, Insecta, Hymenoptera, Halictidae. The record is from RefSeq and is a predicted model, not a curated record. Gene Ontology annotation, cellular component: mitochondrion. Gene Ontology annotation, molecular function: translation elongation factor activity; GTPase activity; GTP binding. Gene Ontology annotation, biological process: mitochondrial translational elongation.
UUUCGUCUCUAGAAAUUCAGUGUAUAUACAGUUGACUCUGAUCUACCCGCGUUGAACAGAAACACGUACUUGACCACUUAGGAGAUUGAAUAAUCGAAGAAUUAAAAAGACAUGGCUCUUGCCUAUAGAAAAUCUUUUUUUAAUCCGGCUCUCAGGCGAACAGUAAAGCAAAUAUUUUACAUCGAACAUUUCGUGAAACACCAAUUUCAUGAUAGGUUACGUAUCGGCUCGUUUCUGCCGAACAUCACGGCACAAAGGUUUUAUGCGGAGAAGAAAGUAUACAGUAGAGAAAAGCCACACUGUAACGUUGGCACGAUCGGUCACGUUGACCAUGGAAAAACAACAUUAACUGCAGCCAUUACUAGAGUUCUAGCAGAAAAAGAAUUGGCAACGCUGAAGGCUUAUGCUGAGAUUGAUAAUGCGCCUGAAGAAAAGGCUCGUGGUAUUACUAUCAAUGCGACUCAUGUAGAGUAUCAAACGGAUAAUCGGCAUUAUGGACACACGGAUUGUCCAGGUCAUGCUGAUUACAUUAAGAACAUGAUCACUGGUACAGCGCAAAUGGAUGGAGCUAUUCUUGUAGUUGCUGCCACCGAUGGGACUAUGCCACAAACGAGAGAACACGUGCUGUUAGCCAAACAAAUUGGCAUUGAUCAUAUUGUCGUUUUUAUCAACAAGAUCGAUGCAGCUGACGAAGAAAUGGUAGAAUUAGUAGAAAUGGAAAUUCGCGAGUUGCUGAGCUCGAUGGGAUACGACGGAGAUAAAAUUCCCAUUGUGAAGGGGAGCGCGCUCUGCGCAAUGGAAGGAAACAAGCCAGAGAUUGGAAAGGAACCGGUGCUGAAAUUGUUGGAAGCUGUAGAUUCUUAUAUACCAACUCCUAUUAGAGAUCUAGACAAACCUUUCUUAUUACCUAUAGAAAGUAUUUAUUCCAUUGGUGGUAGAGGGACGGUAGUGACGGGCAGAUUAGAGCGUGGGAAAUUAAAGAAAGGCACAGAAUGCGAGAUACUCGGUUACAAUAAAGUUUUAAAGAGUACCGUAACGGGAGUAGAAAUGUUCCAUAAAACACUCGAAGAGGCUCAUGCCGGAGAUCAGCUGGGUGCUUUGGUCAGAGGUUUGAAAAGGGAGGAAGUAAGGAGGGGUAUGAUACUGUGUAAGCCAGGUUCAAUGAAGGCUUACGAUCAUAUAGAGUGUCAGCUAUACAUGCUAACCCCUGAGGAAGGAGGCAGAAAGAGACCAAUCAAUCACUUGUCCCAUAUUCAAGUUUUCUGCAAAACCUGGGAUGUCGCAGCAGAAAUUAAUUUAAUCGACAAGAAUUUAGUCAUGCCUGGUGAAGAUUUUACAGCUAAAUUAAAAAUGAUCAGGCCAAUGGUUCUUGAAAGAGGGCAACGAUUCACAUUGCGAUUUGGAAACACAACAACGGCAACCGGGGUAGUAACAAAGGCACUGGCACUUCUCACCGAGAAAGAACGUGCAGAUAUUCUGGAAGGCAAAAAGAAAUCUAAGAAAGCAAAGGCUGAAGCUUAAUGAAGUGAUUUGAAUGAAUACUACAUUGUUAUCGUAAAGUAAAUAUAUGGUAUAGCCGCGAUACGACAUGAGUAUUAGUCCUAUACGUGUAUGCAUUUUCUUUAACAAAUACACAUAAUUCUAAGAAUCUAAUCAUUUUCUCUGUAAAUACCUGUUUAUUAUAGAAGUAAUGUAUAGUUCUAGCGUUGUAGCCUUGUGUAACGGAGAUUGCAAAUACAAAUACUAUUUAAAAUACAA